Messenger RNA from Cyphellophora europaea CBS 101466, 972 nucleotides. RefSeq lists its product as uncharacterized. The transcript has a single exon. The record is from RefSeq and is a predicted model, not a curated record. NCBI's taxonomy places the organism in Eukaryota, Fungi, Ascomycota, Eurotiomycetes, Chaetothyriales, Cyphellophoraceae. Bases 1 to 972 code for a protein of 323 amino acids.
AUGGCGGGCAUCAAAGGAAACUUCCCUGUGGACAUCAAUCUUCCUCGACCAAUGUUGCUGGAAAAUACCAGCAUUGUCGAAGCGCCGACCCACCAAUCAUUCAUAGAGACUUUCGGAGAUGCUUUUCCAGACCCACAGUUCCUCACCUCAGAUCUCGGGAGAACCGCAGUUUACAACCUUUUCCCCUCCACGGGGCAAGUCAAACGCCGAGUCCUCUUCAUCCAUGGCCUGAACACUCCUGCGUUGGGCUUGUGGCCGCUGGCAAAAGAACUACGGGAAAUAGAACCAGAUGCACAUAUAGUGAUGUUUGAUCUCUGGGGUCACUGUCUGUCAUCGACACCACUGCUGGCACACACACCACAUAUCUUCCACUUGCAGAUCUUACAGGUGCUGGGAUAUAUGAAAUGGACCUCGGCGCAUAUCAUCGGCUACUCGUUCGGCGGCUCGACGGCUGUCAGCUUUGCCAUUAACAACCCUUGGUUGGCAGAGUCAGUUGCGCUCCUCGCACCUGCCGGUAUCAUGAGUAUGUCACUUAUCCCAAGCCAUAUGCAAGAACUCUUGAAGGACUCUAAGGACAGGGAGGAAGAAGCCCGGGAAGUCGUUCUUUCAUGGCUAGAAGGCGGUCCCUUGAUAGUGCCCGAGAAUUGGCGUACCGAGUCGGAGCAAGGCAAAGUUGUUGCUCAAGCCUUGAGACAUUGGGAAUUGCAGCACCACCAAGGUUAUCCGUAUAGUGUGCUAAGCAUGUUCCGAGAUGGUGGUUGUAUGGGAAUCGAGGAACGCUUUCGGCAAUUUGCGCGGCUGCCUUUCAAGAAAAUGGCAGCGCUGGCAGAAGAUGAUCCCGUUGCUAGCAAAGAGCAGCUAGUGGAGCUGGGUAUCGAGGAUGUCACGGUGGUUUCUGGAGGAGAUCAUUCUUUUGUAAGGGAAAGAGAGCACGAUGUUGCUGAAAUCGUGGCAGCGUUCUGGAAACAGUAG